UGUUGCUGUGUUGCAUCAGACGGCGUGGUUUAUGUCUGAACAGUCAGCUUUACGGCAACCGGGUUUCAUGUGGGUACUGUGCAUGUGUGGUUAAGCUGACGUUUCAUACUUCUGUAAUCUUUAGUGAUGGACGUGUUGUAUGUGUCAUCCCACCCUGAUGACUUUAAGAGUCUCCUGCCGCUGAUCGCUGGCCAGUACUGCACCCCCCCUCCGCGCGUCGUCACGGAGAUGCCCCCAGCGGGGGUGGCGGGGUGGACGGCGCGGCCGGCGCUGGUGCCGGGCGAUGCGGGCGGCGGCAGCCAGGCGCUGUGGGGCUCCAGUGCGGUGGGCUGGUACCUGGCGUCGCGCGCCAGCCGUGUGGGGAGGGGACAUCAGCAGCAGAGCCGCGUGUGGCAGUGGAUCAGUUACGCCCAGAACGAGAUCACACCCGUCGCCUGCGCCGUCGUCUUCCCCCUGCUGGGCGCCAAAGGGCUCGACAAGAAGCUGCAGGAGAACUCUCGCACAGUGCUGAUGAAACUGUUGAAGACUCUGGACCAAUCACUGGAGCCGCAAACCUUCCUGGUCGGGGAGAGUCUCUCUCUGGCCGACAUCGCUGUGGCCACCGCAGUUCUGCUGCCCUUCAAAUACGUGCUGGAGCCUGCUGACCGUAAGUCUCUGGUGAACGUGACGCGCUGGUUUGUGACGUGUAUGAACCAGCCGCAGUUCCUGGCAGUGCUGGGCCCAGUGCCCCUCUGUGAGAAGAUGGUGCCCAUCUCUGCCAACGCCAGCGGCAAUGCCAACGCCGCACCCAGCACACCAGGGGGAGAUGCUGCUCCAGCUGGAGCACCCCAGAAGACGGAGGCACAACUGAAGAAGGAGGCGAAGAAGCGAGAGAAGAUGGAGAAGUUCCAGCAGAAGAAAGAGAUGGAGGAGAAAAAGAAGAAACAGCAACCCUCCACAGAGAAAAAGAAACCAGAGAAGAAGGAGUUGGGUGUGAUCACCUACAACACACCAACACCCCUCGGAGAGAAGAAAGAUGUGGUGAGUCCCCUGCCUGACUCCUAUAGUCCUCAGUAUGUGGAAGCUGCUUGGUACAGCUGGUGGGAGAAGCAGGGAUUCUUCAAGCCAGAGUAUGGGCGGAAGAAUCUGAGUGAGCCCAACCCACGCGGCGUCUUCAUGAUGUGUAUCCCUCCGCCAAAUGUCACCGGCUCUCUGCACUUGGGCCAUGCCCUGACAAACGCAAUCCAGGACUGCCUGACCAGAUGGCACCGUAUGCGUGGCGAGACGACACUGUGGAACCCAGGCUGUGACCAUGCGGGCAUCGCCACCCAAGUGGUGGUGGAGAAGAAGCUGAUGAGGGAGAGAGGCCUGAGCCGCCAUGACCUGGGCAGAGAGCAGUUCAUCUCGGAGGUCUGGAAGUGGAAGAAUGAGAAGGGGGACCGUAUCUACCACCAGCUAAAGAAGUUGGGUUCCUCUCUGGACUGGGACAGAGCCUGCUUCACCAUGGAUUCUAAACUGUCGUAUGCAGUGCAGGAGGCGUUCGUGCGGAUGCAUGAGGAGGGGGUGAUCUACCGCAGCAAGAGACUCGUCAACUGGUCCUGCACACUCAACUCUGCCAUCUCCGACAUCGAGGUGGAUAAGAAGGAGCUGACAGGGCGGACGCUGCUGCCGGUGCCUGGUUACAAGGAGAAGGUGGAGUUUGGGGUGCUGGUGUCUUUCUCUUACAAGAUCGAAGGCUCAGAUGAGGAGGUUGUCGUGGCCACCACUCGUAUUGAGACCAUGCUGGGAGACACAGCUGUGGCGGUCCACCCCAACGACCCCAGAUACCAGCACCUGAAGGGGAAGCUGGUGCUCCAUCCCUUCUCUGAGCGCCGGAUGCCCAUCGUAUUUGACGACUUUGUUGACAUGGCCUUUGGCACAGGUGCGGUGAAGAUCACUCCAGCCCAUGAUCAUAAUGAUUAUGAGGUUGGUGUCAGACACAAGCUGGACUUCAUCAACAUCCUGGAUGAGAAUGGAUACCUCAUCAACGUGCCCAAGCCCUUCUUGGGUAUGAAGCGAUUUGAGGCCAGGAAGGCUGUACUGCAGGCUCUGAAGGACAGAGGCCAAUUUAAGGAGAUCAAGGACAAUCCCAUGGUGGUGCCCGUGUGCAGUCGCUCUAAGGACAUCGUGGAGCCCCUACUGAAGCCACAGUGGUAUGUCAACUGCGCAGAUAUGGGCAAGCAGGCAGCGGAUGCCGUCAGGGACGGGAGUCUGAAGAUCAUCCCUGACCAUCACCUCAAGACCUGGUUCAAUUGGAUGGACAACAUCAGGGACUGGUGUAUCUCUCGGCAGCUCUGGUGGGGUCACAGGAUUCCGGCUUACUUUGUCACCGUGGACGACCCUGCAGUCAAACCUGGAGAGGAUAUGGAUGGCCAUUACUGGGUGAGUGGCAGAUCUGAGGCAGAGGCGAAGGAGAAGGCAGCCAAACGCUUCAACGUCCCCGCAGAAAAUAUCUCCCUCCGACAGGAUGAGGAUGUGUUGGACACCUGGUUCUCCUCUGGCAUUUUCCCCUUCUCCAUCUUUGGCUGGCCCAACGAGACGCAGGACUUGAAUGUGUUCUACCCGGGCACUCUGCUGGAGACUGGACACGACAUCCUGUUCUUCUGGGUGGCACGGAUGGUCAUGAUGGGCCUCAAACUCACCGGCAAGCUACCCUUCACAGAGGUGUACCUGCACGCUGUGGUGAGAGAUGCUCACGGCAGGAAGAUGAGUAAAUCUCUGGGAAACGUCAUCGACCCUCUGGACGUCAUCACCGGCAUCUCACUAGAGGGUCUCCAUGCCCAGCUGAAGGACAGUAAUCUAGACCCUGUGGAAGUCGAGAAGGCCAAGGAAGGACAGAAAUCGGACUACCCCAGUGGCAUCCCUGAGUGUGGUACUGAUGCGUUGAGGUUUGCUCUGUGUGCCUACACUAGCCAAGGGCGGGACAUUAACCUGGAUGUGAACCGUAUUCUGGGCUACAGGCACUUCUGCAACAAGCUCUGGAACGCCGUCAAGUUCGCCAUGAGGACGCUGGGGGAGGAUUUCACGCCCAGCGACAAGCCACAGCUGUGUGGAGAGGAGAGUGUGUGUGACCGCUGGAUCCUGUCACGGUUGAGUGCAGCCGUGGCUCUCUGUGGUGCCGGGUUCCAGAACUACGACUUCCCCGCCAUCACCACCGCCAUCUACAACUUCUGGCUCUACGAGCUGUGUGACGUCUACCUGGAGUGUGUAAAGCCGGUGGUGAGUCGUGCAGACACAGGUGCCGAUCCAGACGCUCAGAGACAAGCUCAGGUGUGCAGGCAGACGCUAUACACCUGUCUGGAGGCGGGACUAAGGCUACUUGCGCCAAUCAUGCCCUUCGUUGGCGAGGAGCUCUUCCAGAGGUUGCCACGGAGACGACCCCACGACAGCCCACCCAGCAUCUCUGUCACGCCCUACCCCGAGACCUCAGAGUUCUGCUGGCACAGUGAGAAGGUAGAUAAGGAGAUGGACUUUGUGAUGUCUGUGGUCCGAACUAUCCGAUCCCUUCGCGCCGACUACAACCUGACAAAGACCCGCGCUGACUGUUAUCUGCAGUGUAUAGAUGCUCAGACAGUAGGAGUGGUGCAGUGCUACAGUCUGCAGAUCCAAACACUCUCCUACUCCCAGACCAUCACUGCUGUAACCGGGGGCGACAGUGCUAUCCCAGAGGGCUGUGCGGUGGCCAUCGCCUCUGACCGCUGCACCGUCCACCUCAUGCUAAAGGGCCUGAUUGACGUGGAGAAGGAGGUGUGUAAGCUGUCGGGGAAGAAGGCUGACCUGCAGAAGCAGAUGGACAAGCUCAGAGAGAAGAUGGCCAAGAGUGACUACAGGGAUAAGGUUCCGGCAAAGGUGCAGGAGGCCGACGCCGAGAAGAUGCGACAGAGCCAGACUGAGCUUGAGAAAGUGAUGGAAGCCAUAGAGAACUUCAAACGAAUGAUGUAACUCCAGUUAGCAUAUACACACACACUGUUUUUCUUGUUAGUUAGGGUUCUUUCUGCAGUUUUCUGGUCUGUGAGUUUGUAUCUGUCGCUGGAUAAGGUAUAAUAAAGCCUUUUAGGGAUCUGA
Molecule: messenger RNA, 4083 nt
Organism: Alosa alosa (allis shad)
Lineage: Eukaryota; Metazoa; Chordata; Actinopteri; Clupeiformes; Clupeidae
Gene: vars1
Product: valyl-tRNA synthetase 1
Exons: 31
Coding region: 127-3960 (1277 amino acids)
Biological process (GO): valyl-tRNA aminoacylation
Cellular component (GO): cytosol
Molecular function (GO): ATP binding; valine-tRNA ligase activity; aminoacyl-tRNA deacylase activity
Source: RefSeq, a predicted model, not a curated record